Messenger RNA from Nicotiana tabacum (common tobacco), 1236 nucleotides. NCBI's taxonomy places the organism in Eukaryota, Viridiplantae, Streptophyta, Magnoliopsida, Solanales, Solanaceae. The record is from RefSeq and is a predicted model, not a curated record.
AUGGUCAACCAAGUCACAGGGACUUUCCAAAUCAAGGAGCAGAGGUUACAAAAAUACCAUACCGAAAUCUGCAAACUACUACCCGAGUUCGAUGAAUGUCAGCUCGACCAGAUUCCCCAAGCACAGAAUAUCGAGGCAGACGGCCUCGCCAAAUCGACAGCAGCCACCAAAAACUUCACAACCGAAGAUCAAAGUAAGGUCCACCUCCUCAAUUCGUUGAUAGACCAAAUCAAGGUAAGAAACGUAAACCUUACUUGGGACUGGCGCAACCGUAUUGCUACAUAUUUGCAGGACGGUAUACUCCCCAAUGAUAAAAAAGAGGCCAAGAAACUGUGGAUGCAAGCAGCCAGGUAUAGCAUCGUUCACAACGACCUGUACAAAAGGACAUAUGGCGGCCCCCUAGCGAAAUGCUUGGACCCAAAUCAGACGCGGCGCGUCCUUGAAGAAGUGCACGAAGGCCACUGCGGAGCUCAUUCCGGCAAUCAAGUGUUGGUUAGGUGCCUCAUACGAGCAGGAUAUUACCGGCCCGCCAUGAAAAAAAAAGCCGCAAAUUUUGUGAAAAAUUGCGAGCGAUGCCAGAAGUACGCUCCAAUGAUCCACCAAGCAGGAGCAUACGCCCAGAUACACGAACAGGAAGUAAUCGCCUUCAUAUGGAAAAACAUCACAUGCCGCUUCUGUCUUCCCAAAGAAAUCAAUUGCGACAACGGACCUGAGUUUGCUGGAAAGAAGGUCGCCGAAUUUUUUGAAAAUGGCACAUCAAAAGAAUACUGCCAACGCCUUACCACCCCACAGGCAACGGAGGUACUCUGGGCCUGCCGAACAACGCCAAAAGUGAGCACCGGGGAUGCAGUAAUACCAGUCGAGGUCGGGGAGCCCAGUCUAAGGUAUUUCCGCGAGAGCGGAUCCCAGAACGAUGACAGUAGAAGGCAAGAACUGGACGAGAUCGAGGAACGAAGAGAUAUGGCUUAUGUAAGAAUGGUAGCCCAUAAGCAACAAGCAAAACGCUACUAUAACAAGAGGGCAAAGAUCGGGCCACUUAAAGUCGGGGCCUACAUGCUUAAAGACAAAACACAAGCAAGCAAAGACCCGCGAGAAGGAAAACUGGGAACAAACUGGGACGACCCCUACAAAAUCACGACAGCAGCAAGCAAAGGGUCAUUCACACUAGAAACAAUGGAAGGAAAGCGACUACCAAAUAACUGGAACAUUACGCACCUCAGGUACUUCAACUUUUAA